AUGACGUCGCUACCUGAGCGCCACUUACGACUGAUUUGUUUAUUUUUGCGCCCCUCGAAAAAAACAAUAUGAAUGGUUUGCUUGUCGCCGGAGCGAUUUUGAACGAAGCUGGUCUCGAAUGUCACAGAGGGCAUUUUUUUACCUUCGCCACGUGAGCGUGUUCCCUUGUGUUUGUAUUUGUCGGCGCCAAGCUAUCGUUUUGCAUCGGUGUUUGCACAUCACAGCAGAUUUUGAGGGAGACAAAUAUGGUACGCUUAGGACCGCGACCACAUAGAAGACAAAUGAUGUGCGUUCCUUUCCGUAGAUACGCGCCAUGGGUCGCCUGGACGACGCCGCCAAGCGCAAAGUGGUGGAGCUGAGGAAGGCGGGUCUGAGUUUCCGCAAGAUCAAGGCGGUGCUGGAGCUGGAGAACAUCAAGGUGUCGGCGCAGGCCAUCUACCUGUUCCUUAGGGAGUUCCAAGGCAGGCGACCGGGCCGGGUCAGGCCCUCGGAGGCGGGAAGCAAUAUGGCGGCGGCGGCGCCGGCGCACGUGCAAAAUCUGGUCGGGGGGCUCCAAGAGAGCUGGGGCGGCAUCCGUCUGCAACAUCUGCUACGAGAGGCGCCGCGCCACGCCGGCUUCGGCAAGUUGGCCAAGCGGCCCCCCGCGGCGGCGGACGGCAAGGUCACGGCUUCGGGCUGCGGGGAAAGCAGCGCGGAGAGCCAAACGGAGCGCCGGCGGCGGCAGGGCGCCGACGACAACGACGUCCAGAUCGUGAGCGUCACGUCUCUUGCGCUGAGUCAGCAAAGGGCGGCGAUGAGCGCGACUUGUUCUCCCGGAACGGCGUCCGUGGCCUGCGCCAGGAGAAGAGUGACGCCCUCCCCCGCCACCAGCUCAAUGCUGGCGGCCCGUAAGCGCAUUUUGGAUAAAGCGCUGACGCACAAGAUGAAGGUGACGUCAUUGUUGAGGAGAGAGCACGCAAAUGUCCAAAGAACUGAUUUAGCUGCCAUGUCACCACAACCAGUAGCGGCAGCAGCAGCGGCACAUUAUGAUCUGACCACAGGAAAGAGCGGAGCGGAAGCCGACGGCCCAAACGCAAGCGGGCCAUUUGUCCCGCAGCGAGCGGGCCCGUCGGCGCGCUCCCUUCACACGCCGCCGCGAGCCGGAUUCCGGCUCACCGACCCUACGGCGGCGUCCUCGGCCCCCGGGGGCGCCGUCCCGCGCCCGCCGCCCUCCGCGGGGGAGCCCGGCCAAGACGGCGGUCUUCAGGAGCAGAUCCAGACGCUGGGCUGCGAGGUGCGCAGCCUGGGCCUGGCCGUCAAGAUGCUGGCGGAGCAGCAGAGCCGCUCGGAGAGGGAGCAGGCGCGGCAGACUCGCAUCCAGAAGCAGAUCCUCAGCACCCUGCAGAGCCUGGCGUCCGCGGCGGGCCCUGGCGGCAACGCCGGGCAAGCGGAGAACAAGAGCCCCUCCCCUUCCCGCCCGCCCCCCGCCUCUUCCUCCUUCGGCCAAGACGCCUUCGACUUUACCUUCAGCCAAGCGGCCUACGAGUCCCUGGCCAGUCUGGACCCCGUCGAGGCCUUUAAACUGCCCGCCCUCAGCCCCGACGCCAUGAACGGCCUCCCGCCGUGUAGCGGAGCGGAGAACCGCCCGCUGGCUCACACGCCCCCCCCGCAGACGCAGCAGCCCUACGUGGGCGCAUACCCGCGGCAAAACUGCCAGACUCUCUUGCCGCCCUACGCCCGGUCGUUCGCGCCCGCGUACGACCGCUCGCGCCCUCAGGCCUUCGGGGAAGCGGGAAGCGAGCCGUCGGAUUUCCAGACCGGCUGCCCCGGGGGGACACUUGAGGACUGCGGCGUGCCCACGCGGGAUCAGCACCUCAAUAUUAUCAAGGUGGAAGGACCCUAGACUGAUCGGAGCAGCGCAUCAUCUUCUUUUUUUUUUAAUCCCAUAUUUAUGAGAACCAAAAUAUUCAAACUAAAUAAAUCAAUAAAUAGACGACGCAGCCA
Hippocampus zosterae (dwarf seahorse) is the source of this 1983-nucleotide messenger RNA. RefSeq lists its product as uncharacterized. The record is from RefSeq and is a predicted model, not a curated record. Bases 314 to 1882 code for a protein of 522 amino acids. NCBI's taxonomy places the organism in Eukaryota, Metazoa, Chordata, Actinopteri, Syngnathiformes, Syngnathidae. The transcript has 5 exons.